AUUAUAAAACAUAUUUGGCCCUCCAAAUUCAGUCACCAAACGAAUAAAUGAUUAAUUAAUAAGAACAAUUCCUCACCAUCAAUACUCAACAUGAACGACACAGAUGUUUCAAAGCAGAUUCAGCAGAUGGUCAGAUUCAUCCGCCAGGAGGCCGAAGAGAAAGCUAAUGAAAUCUCCGUCUCUGCCGAGGAGGAAUUUAACAUUGACAAGCUACAAAUAGUUGAAGCCGAAAAGAAAAAGAUCAGACAAGAAUAUGAACGCAAGGCCAAGCAGAUCGAGGUUCGUAAAAAAAUUGAAUAUUCAAUGCAGCUGAAUGCAUCCCGUCUGAAAGUCCUUCAGGCUCAAGAUGAUAUUGUCAAUUCCAUGAAAGAAUCAGCUAGCAACGAACUUGCUCGUGUUGCCAGUGAUAAAAAGGCCUACAAAAUGCUUCUCAAAGCAUUAAUUGUGCAGAGUUUAUUACGCCUGAAGGAGCCAGCAGUGUUGCUGAGAUGCAGAGAGGCAGAUCGAAAGCUUGUGGAAUCAGUAAUGGAGGAAGCAAAGAGAGAGUAUGCAGAGAAAGCCAAAGUUAAGGCCCCUAAAAUCACCAUUGAUGAUCAUGUGUUUCUCCCUCCAGCUCCUCGCGGUGGAGACUCCCAUGAACCCUUUUGCUCUGGUGGGGUGGUGGUGGCUUCACAAGAUGGCAAAAUUGUGCUUGAAAACACACUUGAUGCACGACUGGAUGUUGUUUUCAGGCAGAAGCUACCAGAGAUCCGAAAGCGCCUUUUAGCAGGAAUGAGUGCAUAAUCUGAGAUUUCCAAUCUAAUAUUUUGUAGCAGGAGGGCAUUGGCACUCUGAUUUAUUUAUUUAUUUAUUUUUUUAAAUUUUUAAAUUUUCUUUGUGAUAAUUUAUCUACAAGAUAAUUCAGUAUGCUUAUUGUGUUCAUUA
Ziziphus jujuba (common jujube) is the source of this 924-nucleotide messenger RNA. Its product is annotated as V-type proton ATPase subunit E. The transcript is spliced from 6 exons. Gene Ontology annotation, cellular component: proton-transporting two-sector ATPase complex, catalytic domain. Bases 91 to 783 code for a protein of 230 amino acids. Gene Ontology annotation, molecular function: proton-transporting ATPase activity, rotational mechanism. The record is from RefSeq and is a predicted model, not a curated record. Gene Ontology annotation, biological process: proton transmembrane transport. Lineage: Eukaryota; Viridiplantae; Streptophyta; Magnoliopsida; Rosales; Rhamnaceae.